Bursaphelenchus xylophilus (pine wood nematode) is the source of this 987-nucleotide messenger RNA. NCBI's taxonomy places the organism in Eukaryota, Metazoa, Nematoda, Chromadorea, Rhabditida, Aphelenchoididae. The record is from the annotation of a GenBank genome assembly.
AUGUCGGCGUCAACGUUUCACGUAAUUUGUCCGAGUUCGGAUAAAUCAUUUGACGAUAAUCUGGCAUGUGAUUACAAAAUCCUGCUUCCUAAACCUUUGAGUUUUGACGACGAUUAUGUAUGUGGACUACAAAGCAUAACGUUUCCCUACACUUGGCCUUCACUUGGUGCUCUCGAAAAUCAAUUUAUUCGACUCUAUACCCACGACAACAAAGUAUUAAAACUUAUCAUCCCCAAAGGCACCUACUCGGACGUUGAAACCCUAAUCGAUGCCCUCAACCAGUACAUAAAAACCGCCCUGCCUGACUAUAGAGGAAACUUUCGGAAGAGAAGAAACGUGGAGGAAAAAAGUGAUGCCAUGGCAAAAUCAGGCGCUUUAAAUGCUGUUGCCACAACGGACGCGGCGUCGCCAAUGCCUCAGGCACCUACAGCGGAGAAGGACGCACCACCGCCACCCGUGGAGGUAAACGUUCCCGUUGUGCCAGACACUCCGCCACCACCACCUCCUCCGCCAUCAGGAUUCGGCCGCGGGAUAAUCGAAGACGACUUGAUAAUAAAAUUCAAUCAAUCUACAAAGCGUGUCGAAGUUGGAAUUAAUCAUGAAUCAAUUCAAAGAAUCUCAUUUUCUCCUCAACUAGGCUAUACACUCGGGUUUGAUCCGAGGGCAGUAAUCAUGAACGGAGCCAAUGCAAUUUACACACCCGACCUGAGUGGAGGAAUUUCGCAACUUUACGUCUACGCCGAAGGUCUUACAGAAAACAUAAUUGUUGGUCGGCAUCUCACACCUCUUCUUCGAAUUGUUACUGUAAAAGGAAAGCCGGGACAAAUGUGCGAGAUGAUUUAUGACUCUCCCCUCUUCCUAAACGUACCCCGAAGAUCGGUCAGCAUGUUGCAUAUACAAAUCAGAACAAUGGAUGGAAAACUUGUGCCUUUUGAGUACGGAAACGUCACGUGUACCUUGUUAUUUAAGCGAAAAAUCCCUUUUUAA